GUGUAGGGCAAGGGUUAUGCCAAUGAUCAAGAUAUGUUUAGCAUACUCAACAAGAUGUUGUAAACCAUAUGAGAAAUGACUAGGAGGUUAAAGUUCAUAUUUUUGUAUAUUUAUUGCUUGAAUGUGAGAUUCACUUGAUAUUACGAUUUAUUAUGGCUCGCAAAAUGAUGGUACUUCUUGGACAUGUUUUAUUAAUGGUGGCCCUAAUGGCAAGGUGUCUGGGGGCAAAAAGCACAGAUACAACAGUACCAAUCACAUCAAGUACAACAACAGAAUCAAUAACAACAAUAGCGUCAGAAACAAUUGCAUCAAAUACAACAACAGCUUUAGAAUCAAUUAAUCAAACAGUAGCGUCAGAAUCAACUGCAUCAAAUACAUCAACAGCUUCAGAAUCAAUUACAACAACAGCGUCAGAUUCCAUUACAACAUCGUCAGAAUCAAAUACAACAAAAGUGUCAGGAUCAAAUACAACGCAAUUAGUAUCAACAGUUUUAAGUAUUACGAACACUCAAUCAAUGGGAAAUGAAACAACGGAUGAGGCCACUACUCUCACAGUGACAAGCACCACGACACAAACAACAACAACGACCCCUCCGAAUUCUACACCGGUUGAUAUAUCAAAUGAGAAAAUAGCGAUCCCAGUUGUAUUUACAAAUAUAGAUAGCUCAGGAUGUGCCACAGAAAGAGAAUCGUUUCAAAAACAGUUAACUGAUGGGUUAACAUCGACACCAAAUGCAACCGUCACUUGCGAGGAUUGCUCAGCAAGUACCGAUAGUUUAAUGUGUAAAGUAGAAUACCCAGCUGUAACCUUGAUAGAGAAUAACAAUAGAAAUUCGACAUUUACCACUGAGUUGGGAAAUGUCAUCAGAGAAGCUGCAAAGAAUGUCACAUUUACAAAUGGAACAAGUGCAAGUGUUGACGAUGACAAACUAAAUAUUGCUCUAGGAGUUGCUGGUCAGAUCGUAAAUGAUCCAUGUGGAGAAUUCUGUAACGCUACUCAAAGAUGUCGCUCAAACUCUCUUUAUGCCGGAUCUGCCUUAGCAUGCGAGUCCAAAUGUGCUCUAUUCCUGGAGGACGACUGUAAAGGGGGACAGGGUACAUGUACACUGGACUAUGAGAAGAAUGAACCGUUUUGCAAAUGUAACGCUGAUCAUAUCUACCUUUUUAAGACUUGUGUAAAUCAAUGGUAUAUAGUUGGAGGGGUCGCGGGCUUAGUGGUAUUGCUCAUCAUUAUUAUCAUCGUCGUCGCUGUUUGCUGUAGGAGGAGGAGCCCUCCUAAACAAUCCGAAGAGGAACGGUCUUUGAGGCACGAACGAGAUUUGAAGUCAUAUGAUAACAACGGUUAUACUAGUCAUCCCACAGAGUCGUAUGAAAUGGAAAAGCCGAACUAUGUUCAACCUACAUAUGAUGACAAUUUACCAGCACAAAAUGUGAGAAAUGAGCGCAUGGCAACACCAGCUGACAACACUUAUACUGAACUGCAGAACACAGACGCCUACAAGAACUUCUUUCCACAACUGGAACAUGUCGAUCCAACAGUUGAUUACUCGAUAAAGCGGCCUACGUUUAGGCAUAAUGAUUACCAAUACGAUAGAAAGUAAUAGUUUUCUGGGAUUCUACUCUGCAGCUUCUCUACUGUCUACAGUACUCGAUACAAAGACCCAUUCUGCGAUAUUUCCCACGGUAUUAUUCAUCCAAGCAAUACUGAGGAUACCGGCGAGAUAUCACGUGACAUUAUGGCAACUUUUUGACUGUAGAGUGACUGAUCAAUGAAACAGUCUGUUUAAGUCAUUUCCAUGAUAUGACAUCAAGCACGGCGAUUGGUUUCGGCCGGAAGACGAUUUUUGUGGAGAAGCAGGCCAAGAGUUUUUGAAUGGCUGACAAGACAUUGCAGAUGUUUUCAUUAUAUAGCAUAACAUUAUAUUGGAAUCACAAACAUUUAUGUUAAAAAAAUGUAUUUUGCUUUCCAUCUAAGGCACCUUCAGAAUAAUUUAUUAAUUUGUGUAUUAUUUUUGUAUAUAAAGUUUAAGUUAAUCAUUUGAUUUGAUAUUUUCGUAAUCAUUAACAUGCUAUUGUGAUUUAUAGUUUGUGAUUUAUGUAUUUUUACAUUUUCUACAACGAUCAACAAGAAAUCAAAUUGUUUUGAUUUAAAAAAAUGUUAAAUACAUUUUGCAUACAUGUACUAUUUAUAAUAUGUAAAUGACAAAUAGUUCAGGCCCUAUACUACCUAUAGCAUGAACAUGUAAAAAGUUCUAGUGUAAAUACUUUAUCGAUUCAUCAUGUUGGAGUACGUGUAAUCUUGAAGCACUCUCCUGUUGUUCAGGGUGGAGUGGUCAUAAUGGUUUUGAUCGUUUACAAAGUCAAGCAAGUCAAAUAAAUGUCAGGUAUACAAUACAUUUUAUUGUAGUCUAGUCUAUACUUUUAUCAGACAAUUAUCAGACCAUAAUGUUAAGAAUAUCAAAUGAACAUUGUUCACUAGACAAGAUAAUAAAGACUAUAAAUUACAUUUUUUACCGUUACACAACCCCCUUGGCGUCUAGCAGCUUGUUACAUACAGGGCGUUUUUGUAAAAAUAUUCACCUUUAUAUUGAACUAUUUUCAAUAUUGCUUAUGUAUAUAUUUUGUAAAGGAUUUGAAUAAAUUCAAUUGAUUGAUACAUGAA
This is a messenger RNA of Owenia fusiformis, 2662 nucleotides long. NCBI's taxonomy places the organism in Eukaryota, Metazoa, Annelida, Polychaeta, Sabellida, Oweniidae. The record is from the annotation of a GenBank genome assembly.